This is a messenger RNA of Archocentrus centrarchus (flier cichlid), 2372 nucleotides long. RefSeq names its product glycerol kinase-like. Gene Ontology annotation, biological process: phosphorylation; glycerol metabolic process; glycerol-3-phosphate biosynthetic process. The coding region runs from base 223 to 2067 and encodes 614 amino acids. Gene Ontology annotation, cellular component: mitochondrion. The transcript has 20 exons. Gene Ontology annotation, molecular function: glycerol kinase activity. The record is from RefSeq and is a predicted model, not a curated record. NCBI's taxonomy places the organism in Eukaryota, Metazoa, Chordata, Actinopteri, Cichliformes, Cichlidae.
ACUUGACCCUCGCUGCUGAUUGGUCGGAGCGUGGCCGACGCCUUCUGACCGCACAGCCAGUCGGAGCCUGCGCUGGCUGCGCGCCGGUUCCGGGGAUCCGGGAGGAGGUCUGUCAGUGCGCACCGGGUGUCCGUCCUUCCCCUCGUCACCGAGCAGUCGUGCAGAUUCCCCGGGGAGCAGCCGGUUGUGUCUAACGUUUAUUUUUAAAAGAAGAAGAAGAAGAUGGAUCCGCUGGUUGCUGCUGUGGACCAGGGCACAAGCUCCACGAGGUUUCUGGUGUUCAAUGCAAAAACAGCCGAACUGAUCAGUCACCACCAAGUGGAGAUCAACCAGAGUUUCCCCAAAGAGGGCUGGGUGGAGGAGGACCCGCGGGAGAUCAUGCAGUCUGUUCACGAGUGCAUCGAGAGGACCUGCGAGAAGCUCUGCAAGCUCAACAUCGACGUCUCCAACAUCAAAGCGGUGGGAGUGACCAAUCAGAGAGAGACGACCCUGGUUUGGGACAAAGAGACCGGCGAGCCGCUCUACAACGCCAUCGUUUGGUUGGACCUGCGCACACAGUCGACAGUGGAGAGGCUCAUUAACAAAGCGCCAGGAAGAAACAAGAACCACCUCAGGCAUAAGACGGGCCUUCCCAUCAGCACCUACUUCAGUGCGGUGAAGCUGCGCUGGCUGCUCGACAACGUGGACGAGGUUCACGAGGCGGUGCUGAGCGAGCGCGCCAUGUUUGGCACGGUGGACUCCUGGAUCAUCUGGUGUCUGACGGGGGGAAAGAACGGGGGGGUCCACUGCACAGACGUGUCCAACGCCAGUCGCACCAUGCUGUUCAACAUUCACACCAUGGACUGGGAUCCCGAACUGUGCAGGUACUUCGACGUCCCGAUGGAGAUCCUCCCCAGGGUCAGGAGCUCGUCGGAGAUAUACGGCUGGAUGAAAUCCGGCUCUCUUGCAGGAGUUCCAAUUUCAGGGUGUCUCGGUGACCAGUCAGCUGCUCUGGUCGGUCAGAUGUGCUUCGACGAAGGCCAGGCCAAAAACACGUAUGGGACUGGCUGCUUCCUGCUCAGAAACACAGGCACCAGGUCUGUGAUGUCCGACCACGGCCUGCUCACCACAGUCGCCUACAAACUGGGAAAAGACGAGCCGGCCUGCUACGCCCUGGAGGGUUCAGUCGCCAUAGCGGGCGCAGUGGUGCGGUGGCUGAAGGACAACAUGGGGAUCGUGCAGUCCUCCUCGGAGAUCGAGAAACUAGCAGCAGCAGCGGGAACGUCGUACGGCUGUUACUUUGUCCCGGCUUUCUCCGGGCUCUAUGCCCCCUACUGGGAGCCCAGUGCAAGAGGCAUCAUCUGUGGACUCACACAGUUCACCAACAGGAACCACUUGGCCUUUGCUGCUCUGGAGGCCGUCUGCUUCCAGACCAGAGAGAUCCUUGAUGCGAUGAAUCAGGACAGCGGCGUCCCUCUCACACAGCUGAAUGUGGACGGAGGGAUGACGUCCAACAGGUUACUGAUGCAGCUGCAGGCCGACAUCCUCUGCAUCCCCGUAGUUCGGCCCACCAUGUCAGAGACCACAGCUCUGGGUGCAGCCAUGGCGGCAGGGGCGGCGGAGGGUGUGGGCGUGUGGAGCCUGAGCCCCGGUCAGCUCCCACAUGUCACAUCAGAGAGCUACGAGCCUCAGAUCAACCCUGAAGAGAGCGAGUACCCGCUUCGCUCGCUGGAAGAAGGCUGUCCAGAAAGCCAUGAACUGGGAGACCACAGAGCCCUGCUGCAACGGUGGUGGUUUAGGGAAGAAGAUGAACGACGCCCCCUGGGGGGUCCAUCCCACUCCUCCCCCCACCAGAGUGGACCACUAAGACCACCAGCAGAACCUGAACUGUGUGGAGCCUCUUUGUGGGGAACAAGAAGACUGUGGAACACGAUGGAACUGGACGACCGCUCGAUGAGCGUGCGAUCACCUUCGGUGAGGUGCAGCCUCCGAACAUUCCUGCGAUUUUUAAUCACGAACCUCAAGUGCCAUCUGGAAGGAAGGAAAGACGCGACCUGCAGCCAGGAACGGUUCCACGCUGUCCAGUAAAACCGAUGAACCCUGCCCUUCAACACAGACUGUUGUUUCUGCUGUACCUCUCACUGCACCCACAGGGAAUCCUGGACUUAUUUUUAAUGUGCUCUGUACUAGUGUUGAUGUCUUUACCCUUUUCUCCCAAAUCCAAGCACAGGGUUCUACAUGGAGUGGGAGGGGCCAUUUUAAAACGGGGUUGGAUGAAAUUAGAAAAUCGUCCUUAAAUAAUUUAACUUACUGUGAUCUGAAAGCUGACUUACUCUUAACAGCACUUUAAUUUAUCCUGCUCAUGGAAAAAUAAAAUCAUCUCAUUUUUUUAA